AUGUCGAAGAGAAUAAUGUGUGAAGUAUUCUGUACUGCUGAGGACUUAGGAAUGGACAUCUUUUAUAGCGAUACGGACAGUAUGCAUCUCUACAAUGAAGAUAUCCCUCGUUUAGCUGAAGAGUUUGAGAAACGUUAUGGAAGAGUUCUCAUUGGUAAAAACCUUGGUCAAUUUCAUAGCGACUUUGCAGAAAUCACAAAAGAUAAACAAAGUUUAGCAUACAAGUCAAUAUUUUGUGGAAAGAAGACUUACAUAGACUUACUCACGAAUGAUUUAAAUGAAGUUGCAUUUCACUGCAGAAUGAAAGGCGUGAAGCAAGAUGUUAUUGCUUUAACCGCUAAUGAAAUGUUUCCUGACUCUGUUCAGUGUUUCUAUGAUGAAGAUAAAGGUUUAAUGGUUCCGCAAGGAAAAUUUGACAAAGACUCUGAGUUCAGUGUUAUGAAGUUAUAUAAAGCACUUUAUGACGGUCAAGAGAUUGCAUUCGACUUGUGUAAGUCUUCUAGUCCUUGCUUUGCUGAAAAGUUUAACUUUUCUAUUCAGACUAAGACUUCAUUCAUAAGAAAGCUUAAGUUCUGA
Molecule: messenger RNA, 576 nt
Organism: Trichomonas vaginalis G3
Lineage: Eukaryota; Parabasalia; Trichomonadida; Trichomonadidae
Product: organellar and viral DNA polymerase type B
Exons: 1
Coding region: 1-576 (191 amino acids)
Molecular function (GO): nucleic acid binding; nucleotide binding
Source: RefSeq, a predicted model, not a curated record